Molecule: messenger RNA, 701 nt
Organism: Didymella exigua CBS 183.55
Lineage: Eukaryota; Fungi; Ascomycota; Dothideomycetes; Pleosporales; Didymellaceae
Exons: 7
Coding region: 1-522 (173 amino acids)
Source: RefSeq, a predicted model, not a curated record
AUGGCGUCUAACUACAAGGACGACAUGAGCGUUCAAAUUCUUAUAGAGGAAAUAAUCAGGAUUCAGAAGAAUAAGAAAGAAGCAGGGUCUUCCACCGUGCCAAGUCGCUAUAGCCGAACAUUAAAGAGACCUGAUCGCAAGGUGCAAUACAAGAGAAGAUCGGUGAAUGUGGCGGAGGAGAUAAUCCUUAUGAAUAGACCACCCGACGACAGAGUCGCGAAAGCCGAAGAAGUCAAGAUCCGGAUUAUCGAGUACAUGCAAAAGCAAGUCGCCGAGCAGAUUGGCGCAGGCGUGAACCAUCCCUACGCGUCUGGAAAAUUCGACAUCGCGUACUCAAAGGGAGGACCUACAUAUAUUGCUCAACUCAACUUCUAUCCCAAACUGAAGGACUCGGAUGGGUUUGCCGAUAAGCCCGAGGUCGUCGAUAGGGGAAAGAGUGAGAUCGAUGCCUUAGACUCGAUGUGUGCGCUGCUGCACUUUGUGGAUCCGACGAGGAUAGAGUAUAGGAACAAAAAGUGGUGAUUGCAAUGAAUGCGGUGUAUCACAUGUGAGGCGGAGCGCUUAGCAAGCAUGGGAAUGAAUGAGAGGUCAAAGCACUCAAUGGGUGAUGAGAUAUGUUAGAAGUGUUCGACUACAGUCGCUAUCAAUACGUGAGUCUGUUUGCACUACAAUGUUUGGCGCGGAAGAGUCCCUAGUCCCGC